Messenger RNA from Bicyclus anynana (squinting bush brown), 13690 nucleotides. It is a transcript of the gene GluClalpha, whose product is annotated as glutamate-gated chloride channel. Gene Ontology annotation, molecular function: extracellular ligand-gated monoatomic ion channel activity; transmembrane signaling receptor activity; chloride channel activity. The coding region runs from base 232 to 1578 and encodes 448 amino acids. The transcript is spliced from 11 exons. NCBI's taxonomy places the organism in Eukaryota, Metazoa, Arthropoda, Insecta, Lepidoptera, Nymphalidae. The record is from RefSeq and is a predicted model, not a curated record. Gene Ontology annotation, cellular component: neuron projection; membrane; synapse. Gene Ontology annotation, biological process: chemical synaptic transmission; chloride transmembrane transport; regulation of membrane potential.
UCUACGCAGAUGGUUGUCUGAAAAUUUUGUUACGUAUAUUAAAUACGUUACGGAUUACGUGAAUUAACUCGUUAAUAAUAACGGAUGAUAAAUAUUCUUGUGCAUUUAAAUUAAUUUGCGGCGACAUUUAUAAGUGCAUUUGGCAAGCGGAUUGCGCUUUUAUUUAUAGGUUUGUGUUGUUAGAAAUUGGGCGCAAGUGCAUUCCUGGAGUGAAUUCUGUUAAGACGGAGGAUGGACAUCUCUCGGCCAUCAUGCUCCCUCCUCAUUCUACUAGCGCUCUACAUUCUGCAGCUCGCAGGAUGUAUGAACGCGAAGAUAAACUUCAGAGAAAAGGAGAAACAGAUUCUGGACCAGAUCCUUGGUCCGGGGCGAUACGACGCUCGCAUCAGGCCCUCCGGUAUCAAUGGAACUGGCGAUGGCCCAACGUUAGUUCGCGUCAACCUGUAUCUACGAUCCAUCAGCAAAAUAGACGAUUACAAAAUGGAAUAUUCGGUUCAACUGACCUUCAGGGAGCAAUGGUUAGAUGAAAGACUCAAGUUCAACAACUUGGGAGGUCGUCUCAAAUACCUGACCCUGACGGAGGCCAACAGAGUAUGGAUGCCCGAUCUCUUCUUCUCCAACGAGAAGGAGGGUCACUUUCACAACAUCAUCAUGCCCAACGUGUACAUCAGGAUCUUCCCCAACGGGAACGUGCUGUACAGCAUCCGUAUCUCGUUGACUCUCUCGUGCCCCAUGAACCUGAAGCUGUACCCGCUGGAUAAGCAGACGUGCUCCUUGAGGAUGGCCAGCUAUGGUUGGACGACUGAUGAUCUGGUGUUCCUGUGGAAGGAAGGCGACCCAGUGCAGGUGGUGAAGAACCUCCACCUCCCUCGCUUCACCCUGGAGAAGUUCCUCACUGACUACUGCAACAGCAAGACCAACACCGGUGAAUACAGUUGCCUGAAGGUCGACCUGCUGUUCAAGCGAGAGUUCAGCUACUACCUGAUCCAGAUCUACAUCCCGUGCUGCAUGUUGGUCAUCGUUUCCUGGGUGUCCUUCUGGCUGGACCAGGGCGCUGUGCCGGCUAGGGUGUCACUGGGAGUAACCACUCUUCUGACCAUGGCGACCCAAUCAUCAGGCAUCAACGCCUCCUUACCCCCCGUCUCUUACACCAAAGCCAUCGACGUAUGGACGGGAGUGUGCCUGACCUUCGUGUUCGGAGCAUUGCUGGAGUUCGCUCUGGUGAACUAUGCGUCUCGCUCCGACAUGCACAGGGAGAAUAUGAAGAAGUCGAGACGGGAGAUGGAGGCCGCCGCAAGUUUGGACGCUGCAUCAGAUUUGUUGGACACUGACAGUAAUACUACCUUCGCAAUGAAGCCGCUCGUGCGUGGUGGCGUGGUGGACACCAAGAUGCGUCAAUGUGAGAUCCACAUGAGCCCGCCGCGCAAGAACUGCUGCCGCCUCUGGAUGUCGAAGUUCCCCACCCGUUCCAAGCGGAUUGAUGUCAUCUCGCGCAUCACCUUCCCGCUGGUCUUCGCGCUCUUCAACCUCGCUUACUGGUCGACCUACCUAUUCCGCGACGAGGACGAAGAGAAGUGAUUCUUCUUGUCUACUGAGGGCGGUCCGGAGAUAGCGCGCUUAUCAAUCGCAGUACUAGCGCCCUACGCAAUGUUCGCGCUCAUCUACAUACUGUGCCUGCGCCCGACUGACCAUGACCAGCCUCAAGUCACCAUAGCGCGUCGACAUCGCCGCUCUACCAGCACCCCGCGCUGUCGGCGGCUGUAGCUCACUCUGGCGCAGGCAUUCCAGCAGCUCCUAAUCUUUCAACUCUUCACCAUCACUCCACUUACACUCGCAUAUCUAGAAAACUCCGCACUCUGCACUUAUCUUUCAACUCCUCACUAACUUCUUAGAACACUCCUCGCGAAUAGCCCUUUAAUUAACAGAAAUCCAAAAAUCAGAGCACUCACUCAUAGUAUCUUCUAAGUCAUGUCAAUCAUAAACUAAGAUUUCGCACUCGUCUACUAGUUGUGACUGCGUCCAAGUGAUCAGUCUCAAGUUUAUGAAGUCUUCGCCAGUUCACCAACACGACGACGUCGAUAACUCUUGACUCUCGUUGUCAGUGACUUUAACUUACUCUGGCGUAGUUCAUCAUCAUAUUAGCCGCUGGACGUCCACUGCUGGAAAAAAGCCCUUUGUAAUAACUUUCAAACACAACUAAGCUGACUGCAUCCAGCGGCUCCAUACAUGUAAUAUCGUCAGUCCACCUGGUAGGGGUACACAAACACGACGCUUCUGGUGCGAUGUCGUAAUUUUUACACCUUGGGACCCCAACCACCAUUGGAUCUUCGAUCAAUGUGCCCCACCCAAUGCCACUUCAGCUUUGCGACUCAUUGAGCUACGUCGGUUUUUCUGCGGAUCUCCUCACUUCUGAUUGGAUCACGCAGAGAUUCUGCGCUAGCUCAGUCCAUCGCCUGCUGAGUGACUAUGCCUUCUUAUGAGGUCAUAGUUAGCGACCAAAUCUCAGAUCAGUCACUGGCAACACGCAUUGUUUGAAGAGGCGAGAACACUGACGCAGUUACUUAGAAUACGCAAUUAGCCAUUUUAUUUACAUAAAUCGUUCCAAAAGUCAAAGCUCGUCGGAAAUUCCUAGUCUCUUGAUAUGUCUUCGUCUAGCACUCGCUCUGGCACUGUCCCACUCGACUACAUAUAGAACACUUCUUGCGAAUACAGCCUUUAGAUAAUAACCUAAACCUUUCCAAAAAAAGCUCGUCGCAAACUCAUAGUCUUUUCUUUUCAGAAGUCUAAUUAUCCAGAUGUCUCGUAAUCAUCAGGGGUUUCCAAUUUAGUAUAUUUUUCCUCAAUUUCAGAACAGUCUCUUCAGACAAUUACUAAAAGCAAAUCAGUAAACAUCAUCAUCACGAUUUCAAUAAUUUUACGCAAAUGUAAAAUAGGUAAAAAUAAAACUUGUGUUCAAUACUUUAUUCGCUAAACAGUGAACUCUAGAGAUUCUUACGUCCAAGACUAUAAUAAUUGUUAGUUCUGUUUAAAAUGUUUUUAACGAGAAUUACUGGACUUUUCAUACUGUACAUCGACUGAUUACCGUUACAUCGAUUGACUAACGGCCGUUUUCAAUAACCUACCCAAGAAUACAGAUAGAUUUUACUAUCUUUACUUUUUCACAAACAAAGAUAAGUGUGAUCUAUCUUAGACUAUGGAUAGAUAGCCUCUUCCCUAGUUUCGAGGGUAGAUCUAUCAAUAGUAAUAGGUCCCGGAGCGACUAGAUCAUUUAACAUGACCUUGAUCUUGUCCAGAUUCAUCCGGAUACCAACACUUUGGGAGGCAGCAUAAAGGCUAUCCAGCAUGUUUUGAAGUUCUUGCAGCGAAGCGAAGGUGCGAAAUUUGCUCGCUUUGUUUUUGCUACCCAUUCUAGCGUUUUAAAAACAUCUUCCAAAGCAUUCGAAAACAGUUUUGGAAAUAAUACAUCCCCCUGUCUCACUCCACGAUGUAAUUGAAUCGGUCUUGUAGACACACCUUGUCUUUGUAUUGAAUUGUCAUAAACGCAGUGAUGUAAAGGCAUUUUAGCACUUUAAUGUAUCCAGCCAAUCAACUUGGGAUCUCCGUAGAGACUCCAUAACAGCCCAGAUUUCAAUAGUGUCAAAAGCUUUCUUAUAGUCCACGAACGCUAAACAAACGAACGAAAGGCUGACUAUACUCGAGAAACUUUUGUAUAACCUACCUCAAUGUGGUCUAUAGUACUGUAGCCACUUCGAACCCGGCCUGCUCUGGUGGCUGAAAAUCGUCGAGUCUUCGAGAUGGGUGGUUUGUAAUGAUAAAAAUCAUUGUUAGAUACUAAUUUUCAAAACACAAAAUUGUAGAUAGGAUAUCGACCAAUUUUGACGGAUAAACUAUCGGUAGCUCCGUCUACAAGACAGUAACAAGAAACUCAUAUUGAAACGCAAGUAAAGACGAUUUGUUUGAGUAUCUCUAGUAACAUAUCCGUCUUCCCAAGGAUAGCUAACAAACUUCGGUAAGGAACGCUAUCUGUCAGUAGGUUAUUGAAAAGCAGAUAAGAACAGAAAGAUAGAUUUGCUUUUUAGUAAGCAAAAUGACGGAUAGAUAACUUCAUUGAAAACGGCCGUAAGAUUAUUUACUGACACUACUUUUCUUCGCUGUAUAUACUGUCCUUUUCAUCUUCCAAGUCUGUUUUUCUUGUUAAUCUUUUUAAUCAAAUUAUCUCUAAGUAUAAGUGGUUCUAUUAGGUCAACUACUCAUUUUAUACUCUGCAGGGCUUAUAAAACCAAAAUGCUUAAAAUUUUGAUCCUAUAUGUUAUAUGCAGACUGAUUUUAAUAAGAAAAUCAUAAUAUCCUUAUCUUAUAAACUGUACUUUUAUGCGCUAUUGAAAUAAUUCCCUAGAGGACGAGAGUACUUAAGAUGUUAAAAGAUACACGCGAAAACCCAAAUAAGUAGAAAUGUUGGCAAAUUACAAAGAUGAUUUGACUUAGAGUGCUAGGUGUUUUACGAACAUAUUAUGUACCUACCUACCUUCAUAUUUAUAAAGAUUUAAAUUGUAAUCUCGAAAAUAUUUUUAAUGUCGACAGUACACAAUGUUGUAUUAACACUAAUAAAUCUAAUCAAUGAACUCGCACAUCACAAAUCAAACGAUAAAAGUCGAAGUCAGUUAAAAUCGAGUUUAAAUAUAGACAAGUAGGUAGGUACACUAUUACAAAGUUGUAAGUUUCCAUGCAAAAAAGAUUUCAAAAGAUUUUUAGUUAACCAAACUGUAAAAAACAAAUAUUAUUUUGAUAAUGAAUUUUUGGACAAUUUUCUGAAUGACAAACGGGCUACUUGCUAGAGCUAAAGUGACUAAACGUGUAGGAGUUUCCACACUCGUACGCUUCUUCUUCGUCUUUCAGCUUCUACCAACGAUCACUACGCUAUACUAGACACGCUAACAUGCAAUAUGAGGUUACUAACUAACAGGAACUACAUCACUCCUGCCGAAAGGCUACUGAAUAAUAUCUACUUAAAAUAUUUGAUAUCCCAUAAAUGUGUUACAACCUAAGUCCACGAGAUCCAAAAGUGUAACACACUUUAUAUAGAACACAUAGGAGUCUGUUAAACUGUCAAAACACCGAAUAAAUGACAGAUUUGAGUGUCACUUUUGAAUACGAAGACAUAGGUUCAGAUUGAAAGCGCAUAGGUGUGCAUACAUUAUAAUCUAUGAUAAUAAAUGUUUAAAUAUUUUAAUCACACUAAAUAUAAUAAACAUAUGCACAUUAUUAUACGAAUAUCUAAAGAUUGAUGUGCGAUAUACAACGAUGCGAGACGAAUAGUUGCGUUUGGUUGCGACUGAAUGUAGUUAUUACCCAAAACAAAUAUUUUAUAUCAAUGUAUAUUAUACUGCUUAUAUAUUCUGUAAGAAAUUAGGGAUAUUUAUUAAAUGCCACAUUUUUAUAUUGAAAAAAUCCAAUAUUUUUGAUUUUUUAUGGUCAAACUUAAGAGGUAAUGAAAAACAUGUUGUAAAUUAAAUUUAGAAAAAAAUUACGGGAUUACUUAUCCUGUAAUUUUCAAUUAAAUUAAAUGAGAAAAUACACAUUCCACAAGAAAUAAAAUAUCAAGGAAUCGCAAUUUCAAUAACUCCUGGCAUUUUUUAAAUAACCCUGUGUUCUUAAUAACAUAACACUCUGCUCUAUAGAUAAUAAGUUUAAUUUAACCACAAUAAUAAUAAUUAAGUAUCACAGAAAACCAGAAUUAUUAUUUUAAAUGGGGAGAACACAUAUUUUGCAGCUGUACGCAACGUUUCGCAUCGUUUUUAGUUGAUAAUUAUAUUACACACACACUAUAAUAAAUGUGUAGAUACAGACUGCACACAAAUGUCAGUCUACCAUUUUAGAUGAGUGUCAGUUCUUAUACUAUUCUCACUCUCACUUAUUUCGAUGUGUCAUUCUAUUAUGAGCCCAAUGGCUUUUGAAAUAAGGUUUCAUGUGACAUACUGUAACUUAUGGGUAGUAGAAUAUGAGUAUGAAUGUAUUUAAGUAAAUAUUUGGCCAACGGAAAUAUACGUAUAAAUGUAAAUAGAUUUAAAAGCUUGGUCCAUUGGUUAAAGGUAUUUUUUUUAAGAAAUUCUACGGUUACGGUAAACGGUUUUUUAAAGCAAUUGUUUUACAAAUUCAGUUCGAUGCCCAGAUUAAGGAAUUUAUUUUUCUAUAUUGUCUUGGUCUGUUUGUAGGCUUGGGCUAGUCAAAACUUUAUCGACAAAAAUUAACGACUGAGCGUUACUUAAGUGACUUUAAAAUGUAUUUUUUCCGAAUUAUUACACUACUACGAGUAUCUUAUAAUACAUCGUCAGUAAAGAUCUGGUGAAUUAAUCACGUUUAAUAAAAUACCUCUAAGGUCUAUAUUUAUGAAUAAGGACUAGGGGCGAAAAAAGAUUGCAUUUUAAAGGGAUAAUAUCUUUUUGGAACUAGGUAAAGAAGACGUAUAUUUCUGAUUGGUUUUCCAUCUAUUUAGAGAAUAGUUACAGUAAGAUGUGAAAUCGACGUUGUGUCCUACAAGAAAGAGUUUAUUAUCCAUAAAUUCUUGUCGAAUUUCACAAUUAUUGUAGAAUUAGUUCGCACAAAUUGGUAUAGACUGGACCGCAACGGAUUGCAAAACACCCUAAUUCUUUUUGUUUUCCAAAAGUUAUUUUUAUGUUGAAUUCUUAAAUAAUAAACUCUUUUGCGGUACGGUCAAUCCUACUACACUCUGGGCAAUAUCUAGCUGCAGAUUAAAUCAACGUAUUGUUUACCUAUGUGUAGCUACGCAGGUGGUAGGUAUCGAUAGUAUCGGUUAAGGUGACUCUCCAGUAAAAAUCUGUAAGCUUAUCGAUAACUUUAUUGACACGAGUUCUGCACAUCACGACAAUAUGUAUACUCCGCUCUGCUCACAUGGUUUAUUGUACGCUUGCAGCUAGAUUUUGCCCACAUAAUAACCACGAUUGUUUAGUAAAACAUUAAAAAAAAAAUUAAUUAAUCGUUUACGUACUAAGUUUUUAGGUAAUGAAUGCGUUAAGAGGGUGCCUUUUUCAACGAUAAAAUCUAGAAUUUAUUAUUAUUUAUUUCCUUUCUUUUACCUAUUUACUAUUUAUUUAUGUAUUUUGGCGCUAAGUGAUGUCUGACAACAAUUUACAGAAAAAAAAUAGAUAGAAAAGGGUAUGUUUGCUUUAAAAAAAAACAAUUGUACUAGUUGUACCAUAGACAUUACAUACUAGGGUUCAUCGUUGAAAAAGGAACUGGUAAAUGUGAAUAUGUAGGUGAUGAAAGUGUAAAUAACAGCCUACUCUACACCUGUGUCGCUCACUGUACAGUAAACUAUAUACUAAAUACUAUUUAUGUAUGAAAUGAUACUGUAAGGUUAUGUCUAAAGUAGAGCCAAUGAGGUAAGAUAAAAAAAACAUUGACAUUAAUCGCGUGGGAGAAACAUGGGCAGUAAGUAUAAUGAGGAAAGGUAGAUUAUGACCCUCAGUAAUGAGGAAUACGAGGAGCAUACGCAAGAAGGAGGGACAAGUAGCAAACAGUCACUAAAAACUAUGGUUACAACUCUACUUUUUUCUAUCAGCUACGGGAUAGGCAAAGAUUGGUGAUUAUACAGCCUUAGUCAAUAUUGAAUUCGUAAGGUGCUUUGGGGUAAUUACGAAAAUGAGGGUAUCCCUAAACCUUCUAAACUAGCCAAUUUCAGACUUAUUUUAUUUUAACUUCAUACGUUUAGUAAAAAAAAAACGUAAAUUUCCAACUAUCCCCAUUUUCGUAAUUACGGGGGUAUUUAUGAAAAUAGGCACUUUAUAAGUAUUAUUUUCUUUAUUGACAUUGUCUAUUUAAUCACUAUGCUUCCUAAUAUGAAAAAAAUAAUAUAAAAUCAGAAAUCACACUAUCAAUGGAGAAUAGUUAUUCAAAAUGUGUUUUGACUAAUUUAAAAUUCUCUCUGCUAAACACGUGGUGACUACAUUUUAUAGCAUUCUAAAUCUUAUCUCGUUGGUCUUACUUUAGUAUCAUUUCUCUCGCAACUCACUAUUCACACUGUAAAUAUUAAGAGAAUAUAUAAAUCACAACACGGUUGUUUUUCGAUUUAAAUUAAACAUAAAAAAAAUUAAAUUGAUGAGGCCUUGAUGAGGAUACGUUAAGAAAUAAAUCGGUCCAGGCGUCUUUGAGUAAUCGGUGAACAUACAUAAAAAAAAGAUUCCAAUGAAAUUAGAACCACUUCCUUUUUUGAAAACGGUUAAAAAGAUGAGGCCUUCAUGAGGAUACGUUAAGAAAUAAAUCGGUCCAGGCGUCUUUGAGUAAUCGGUGAACAUACAUAAAAAAAAGAUUCCAAUGAAAUUGAGAACCACUUCCUUUUUUGAAAACGGUUAAAAAGAUGAGGCCUUGAUGAGAAUACGUUAAGAAAUAAAUCGGUCCAGGCGUCUAUGAGUAAUCGGUGAACAUACAUAAAAAGAAAGAUUCCAAUGAUAUUGAGAACCACUUCCUUUUUUUGAAAACGGUUAAAAAGAUGAGGCCUUGAUGAGGAUACGUUAAGAAAUAAAUCGGUCCAGGCGUCUUUUAGUAAUCGGUGAACAUACAUAAAAAAAAGAUUCCAAUGAAAUUAGAACCACUUCCUUUUUUGAAAACGGUUAAAAAUAUGAGGCCUUGAUGAGGAUACGUUAAGAAAUAAAUCGGUCCAGGCGUCUUUGAGUAAUCGGUGAACAUACAUAAAAAAAAGAUUCCAAUGAAAUUGAGAACCACUUCCUUUUUUGAAAACGGUUAAAAAGAUGAGGCCUUGAUGAGGAUACGUUAAGAAAUAAAUCAGUCCAGGCGUCUUUGAGUAAUCGGUGAACAUACAUAAAAAAAAAGAUUCCAAUGAAAUUGAGAAUCACUUCCUUUUUUGAAAACGGUUAAAAAGAUGAGGCCUUGAUGAGGAUACGUUAAGAAAUAAAUCGGUCCAGGCGUCUUUUAGUAAUCGGUGAACAUACAUAAAAAAAAGAUUCCAAUGAAAUUGAGAACCACUUCCUUUUUUGAAAACGGUUAAAAAGAUGAGGCCUUCAUGAGGGUACGUUAAGAAAUAAAUCGGUCCAGGCGUCUUUGAGUAAUCGGUGAACAUACAUAAAAAAAAAGAUUCUAAUGAAAUUGAGAACCACUUCCUUUUUUGAAAACGGUUAAAAAGACCCCUGUACACCGGUUGUUUAGGUAAGGCAGGAAAAUUGCUAUGAAUUUGGUUUAACUGGAUAGUUCUUAGUGACUAUCUAAAAUGCAUUGUUUAUCAUAAAACCAUAAAAUUAACAGCUAAAAGGAAAAUAUACACAAUAGUUAAUUUAAUUGAUAAUUUUUAUUGUUUGCGCUUUGUAAAUGGAAAGUCAUUAUGAGAUACUGAAUGAUAUUUAUGCAAAAGUAAAGUCAACAAAAGAAAGAUAGGCUUGAACAAUUUUAUGUUUUUUUUUAUUAAACCAUUCAACUGGUGGUUGGUUCUGGCACAGAAAUAUAUAUGUACAAGUACUGGCCGUGAUUAGUUAUCACCUUACCGGCAAAGACGUAUCAUUGCUAUCGUUAAGCAAUUCAGGGUUCCGUUAUGAUGCCACGAAACCAUCAAAGUUAGGAAAAAAAUUUACCUGUUCCAAACUUAUCAUUGACAUAAUUAAUUACUUAAAAUCAGAGUUAACAGUAAAAAAAAAAUCAAUAGGUAAAAAAACGUAUGUGAAGAACCUAAUUGAAUGAACAAAAAAACUAAAUGAAUAUUUUUUUAUAAAAUAAUCCCGCAUAACAUUUUGUUACAUAACUGAGUCUUAACUAGCGGACGCCCGCAAUUUCGUCCGCGUGGAAUUCAGUUUUUCGCAAAUCUCGCAUAAACCAUGGAUUUUUUUGGGAUAAAAGGUUGCUUAAAUGUUAAUUCCGGGUAUUGUCUACCUUCGUUCUCCAAAUCCCAAAUCGGUUCAGUAGUUGCGGCGUUAAAGAGUAACAAACAUCCAAAACAUACAUACAAACAUUCGCAUAAAUAAUUUUAGUAGGAUUUAUUUGAAGUAAAACUCCGUAUUGGGGCGGAGAAGAAUACAUUCCCCAAUCCCACGUCGGGACACAAGGGUGUCGUAAGAGGCGACAGAACCCGACUGGUGGUAGGGCCAUGGGGUCCGAGUGGCGAGAUACCACCCUCCUGCUAAAGACGCAGGUGGCAGGAGCGCCAUUUUAGGGCUGCAAAUUCCACGCGGAGCGUAUUUAGCGUUCUAUCUACUAACUUCAUACGAAUCCGAGGUUUGGACCGUUCUUUGAGCUUUCAUACUUAGGCAUCGUAUAGAGUUAUAGAUGGUUCGAAAGUACGAGAUGAAAAUAAAUACACAGACACUGCGCAGUUAAGCAUUUUUAGAUAUAAGUAGUUUUUAAAUUUUAGUGCGCCUUAGGUGGUGUACUUCGUUAGUUAGGCUUCAAAGUUACUUACUUCUCUUUGGGGCCUUGCUAAUGAUUGAAAAUUGAGUAAAUCGAUACUAGUGCAAUUCAUGGAAUUGAGCAUAUUGUUUCUGGAAGUUAUUUAAAAUUUAUUUUUCAAAAUACUCGCAACAUCAUCUGUUAUGAACAAGCGCACAAUUUUUUCAAUUAUCAAAAUCACUGCUAAUUGGUUUAUUGUUAUAAAUAAUCAUAUGUUACUUAACUUGUAUUUACGGAAUUGUGAAAAUUAUGAGAUUCUUAAACACGCGGGUGUCCUAAAGAGUUUGAGUAUUUACAAGAUGUGAUUUUUAUGAACAAUAAACUAAAAUUAUAGAUAAUGUGACGUUUGGUGCUUUUUUCAUUCGAACCCGUAUAUACUACGAUUUUGGUUCCCACCGCAAUGUUUACUUGUAAUUAGUUUUAUCAGUUAUGUUGUUUCGUUGGUUACGACCUUGAGUGUGAUGUUAUCUAUAUCCCUUUUCCUCCCUCAACUUUGCACUUAGGUCGUAAACCUGAGCGAGGAAAUCAACAGCGUAGUUAUAUUUGGGAAUUAAUUUAAAGUUGCAUUAAUUUGCAUUUUCAUAUCCACUGAACUCGAUUGAUGUAUUGGGGUUUAUUUCAAUUAUAUUUAAUUUGAAACAAUUGUUCGAUUUCAAUGCCUCUAUCGAUUUAAGCAAAUUUCGAUAUUGGUGCAUAUUUUCAAAUAUUUGAGAAAUUGAAUAUUUGUCAAAAAUAAUAAUAAUUACACUGUUAAUUAUUAUUUUUUUGACGCCAAAAUAAUUAAAAUAAAUAAAAAAGGACAUUGUUAGGUAUUCGGUACCUAUAACGAGAUAACUAUACAUAAACAAGUAAAUAUUUCGAAGGUAGGAAAUACGUCAUAAAUAAGAAGAUCGGGAAGAAGUUAGUCGUAUAUCAAUUUUACGUUGCAUGUUCCUAUCUUAUGGCCCAUAUUUUUACAAGAUCAACAAAAAAAAGCUAUACGAUUUUAUUGAAUCAAAAUUAAACAACCAUGUUGUGAUAAACAAUAUUUUUAAGAUUAUAUUUCUAUGUAUAUCUAUUAUAUUAUAUAAUAUCACUAUCGCUGUGUUCGGUUAUAAUAAAAUAUUUUAAAUUUAAAACUUAUGAAAUGGCUAUCCAGUUUUGGAAGCCAUUUUUAUUUUUCCGUUAUGAUUAUUGCUCAUUUUUCUCUUUCCGUCCCUUUAUUUCGACUAUUCAUGUUUUAAAUUGUUUGAGAAGAACACACAUUUUAGAAAUGUGACGCGGGCAGCUUUUUGUAACCGGAAAUUAGGUAACCGGAAACCCGAAAAAACCGGGAAUUGAUAUAAUACGAAACGGACGAAAGUGGCGCCGUCACCUUUUGAAAGUGAUACAUUAAACUAGGCCCCAAUGAAGAUUUCAAGUUUUAAUGCGUUGUUUUUGAGCUUGCGGUUAUUUACAAUAUCAGGCAACCGAUCUUUGGCCGCCAUUUUUAUUGUUUUAAAUGUACAAACAUCUAUUGGUACAUAAGAUAUUUAUUUGCAAAAAUGUACGUAUCAGACAAAAAAAAUCUUAGUACCUAUCGAAAUAUAGAAAGUUUCAUCCAGAUAUUGUAACCGUUUGCAAGGUCAACGAAUAUACUGAAUAUACGAGAAGGUACCUACACUAAAUUAAAUUCAAAUUAUUUAUUUGCAUGAAAAAAUAAGAAUAGAUACAAUGUUUUGCCUUUGCUGGUGAAUAACUUUUUAUACUUAUUUUUGCAAAUACAUAUAAUGUAAUAUAUACAACAAUUAUACAAGAAUUGCUCAAUUAAAUGUACAUAUUUGCAAAUAAAUAUUGCUUUACGCAGCUGUUAUUUUUUCACUAAUUGGCUCAACGCGGCUUACGUUAUUUACUUGAAGCUACAUUGUGGGCUCAAAUGAUGUAUCGUAAACUUUUAAUGGUUACGUGAAUGAUUUGAGUGGAAUAAUAUGAAAUGUAUGAAGUAAUGAUUUCCAUAGGGAUGGGCAUAAUAUAUAAAUAGUAACACCAACUUUUGAUGUUUCUUAGAACGGUGGUUGGCACAGGUGUUUUAACCAAAAGACGCAAGGGCAUGUGCUGAAAUUAUAUAAAUAAUAAAUUUAAAAUAAAAGAACGCCAAUGCAGUGCUUUUUUCAAAGAGGUUAAAAGAAAACAUUAAAAAAUGCUCAAUAAUUCAUUUAUUUGACUCAAAUUUAACACGUAAUACAAUUAACAAAGAAUAUUUAAACAUGGCAAGCUACUAAAUCUGUUUCUUUUUAAAAUUAUAUAUGUAUUUUUAAUAUGUGUUGAGGAAAGCCAACAAAUAAGCAGGCACCUAAUGAUUUAAUCAUAGUUCUUGUCGUGCGAGAAUAUAAUUAUUGUUGUAUUCAUAUAUUAUAUAGGAGGCUCAUGCUAUAAGAUUUUUUGACAUUAAGGCGCUUUUCAGUUCUGAAACUAGUACGACUCGCUUACAGGGUCAAGUUUUGAUGUAAAACAUAACUGUUGUGUUGACAACGGCUAUUGUAUGUCAUUACAACAGCUUGUUGUUACGUCAUCGCGGCAACUAUGAGGUACAAAAUGUCAAAAAUAAUACAGCAUAACCCCCCAAUUGUAGGUGUCACCUGUAGUCGAAAUAUAAUAUACUAUUUUAACUCUAAUUGUUUUAGAUAUAAUAUGUCCUUUUAGAUAUUCUUGGGCUGUGAUGAAGGUUAAGAGAGGUGUUCUUGUUUUAUUAUUUCAAAAUACUGGCAACUAAAACGAUAGCAGCUUUCUAGUUGAAAAAAUAUUGAUAGCAAUCUGAAAAAAAAAUGAACAAAUAGGUCAAUUAAAUCAUUUUACAAAACAUCAAGGACAUAUCGUCAUUAAAUUAAAUUUUUCAACUGAAUCGUUUAAUAUUAAAAACAUGUCAAAAAUAUUCAGUAGAAGUUAAAUCGACAUUGAAACAUAAAAUGCAUUAAUAGCGGAAUGGUAGUGAACCUAUAGAAUUUUUAACGUCAAUCGAUUUAUUCACUCAAUAAUUAUUGUUAAAUGUCAACCAAAAUAAAUACUAGAUCACUACCGUUCCGGGCAACAUGUUACAUCACUAAAUUAAAAAAUAUAUACAUAAUAUCGAAUAGAUAUGUCACGGUUAAAACCAACCAAUAGACUUUAAAAUGUUGGUAUUGUGAAACUUUCUACUAAAAAUAUGUUAACUGAAUUAUCAAUAUUAGACUUAAUUAUAGUUUUAUUUAGUUAUGUUUUAAACUUUAAACGGAAUGUUGUAUUCGGAAGUAAAGCGGAAAGGGAUUUUAAUAAAAUUAUACCCGUA